Messenger RNA from Ochotona curzoniae (black-lipped pika), 5373 nucleotides. RefSeq names its product dynamin 3 (gene DNM3). Lineage: Eukaryota; Metazoa; Chordata; Mammalia; Lagomorpha; Ochotonidae. The coding region runs from base 62 to 2671 and encodes 869 amino acids. Gene Ontology annotation, cellular component: membrane; cytoplasm; microtubule. The transcript has 21 exons. Gene Ontology annotation, molecular function: GTPase activity; GTP binding; microtubule binding. The record is from RefSeq and is a predicted model, not a curated record.
CUGUCAGGAGCGGGCGGCCGGAGCCGGCGGGCUGAGGCGACGCGACCCCGGGGCGGGCAGCAUGGGGAACCGCGAGAUGGAGGAGCUGAUCCCGCUGGUGAACCGGCUGCAGGACGCCUUCUCGGCGCUGGGCCAGAGCUGCCUGCUGGAGCUGCCGCAGAUCGCCGUGGUGGGCGGCCAGAGCGCCGGCAAGAGCUCGGUGCUCGAGAACUUCGUGGGCAGGGACUUUCUUCCUCGAGGAUCAGGCAUUGUAACAAGACGACCUCUUGUGCUGCAGCUUGUUACUUCCAAAGCAGAAUAUGCUGAAUUUCUGCAUUGCAAAGGAAAAAAGUUUACAGACUUUGAUGAAGUUCGCCAUGAGAUUGAGGCAGAAACGGAUCGAGUGACUGGGGUGAAUAAAGGCAUCUCCCCCAUACCCAUCAACUUACGAGUGUACUCCCCACAUGUGUUAAAUCUAACACUCAUCGACCUACCUGGAAUAACUAAAGUGCCCGUGGGAGAUCAGCCACCGGAUAUCGAGUACCAGAUCAGAGAAAUGAUCAUGCAGUUCAUCACCAGGGAGAACUGCCUGGUUCUGGCUGUGACGCCAGCCAACACUGACCUGGCAAACUCAGACGCCCUGAAGCUGGCCAAAGAAGUUGAUCCUCAAGGUCUGAGAACCAUUGGCGUCAUCACCAAGUUGGAUCUCAUGGAUGAAGGAACAGACGCCAGGGAUGUCUUGGAGAACAAGCUGCUGCCUCUUCGUAGGGGUUAUGUGGGGGUGGUGAACAGAAGCCAGAAGGACAUCGACGGGAAGAAGGACAUUAAGGCAGCCAUGCUGGCAGAAAGGAAGUUCUUCCUUUCCCACCCUGCUUACAGACAUAUCGCUGAUCGCAUGGGGACGCCGCACCUGCAGAAGGUCCUGAAUCAGCAACUUACCAAUCACAUUCGAGAUACCCUGCCAAACUUCAGGAAUAAACUCCAGGGGCAGUUGCUCUCUAUAGAACACGAAGUAGAGGCCUACAAGAACUUCAAGCCUGAAGACCCCACCAGGAAGACCAAAGCGCUGCUGCAGAUGGUUCAGCAAUUUGCUGUGGACUUUGAGAAGAGAAUUGAAGGGUCGGGGGAUCAAGUUGAUACCCUGGAACUCUCAGGUGGUGCUAAAAUCAAUCGCAUUUUUCACGAACGCUUUCCUUUUGAGAUAGUAAAGAUGGAAUUCAAUGAGAAAGAAUUACGAAGAGAAAUAAGCUAUGCAAUCAAAAACAUACAUGGUAUCAGGACAGGGUUGUUUACUCCAGACAUGGCAUUUGAAGCAAUAGUGAAAAAGCAGAUUGUAAAGCUGAAAGGGCCUUCCUUGAAGAGUGUAGAUCUGGUCAUGCAAGAAUUAAUCAACACUGUGAAAAAGUGCACCAGAAAACUGGCAAACUUCCCCAGACUCUGUGAGGAAACAGAAAGGAUCGUUGCCAACCACAUUCGUGAGCGAGAGGGGAAGACGAAGGACCAGGUACUGUUACUGAUUGACAUUCAAGUUUCCUACAUCAACACCAACCAUGAAGACUUCAUAGGCUUUGCAAAUGCUCAGCAGAGGAGCAGUCAGGUUCACAAGAAAGCCACCAUUGGAAAUCAGGGAACCAAUCUUCCGCCUUCAAGGCAAAUUGUGAUUCGCAAGGGGUGGCUCACCAUCAGCAACAUCGGCAUCAUGAAAGGAGGCUCCAAGGGGUACUGGUUCGUUCUUACGGCAGAAAGCUUGUCCUGGUACAAAGACGAUGAGGAAAAAGAAAAGAAGUACAUGCUUCCCUUGGACAACCUGAAAGUUCGGGAUGUGGAAAAGAGCUUUAUGUCUAGCAAACACAUCUUUGCCCUCUUUAACACAGAGCAAAGGAAUGUAUACAAAGACUACCGCUUCCUUGAACUGGCGUGUGACUCACAGGAGGAUGUAGACAGCUGGAAGGCAUCGCUGCUGAGGGCUGGGGUCUAUCCUGAUAAAUCUCUCGCUGAAAAUGAUGAAAAUGGCCAAGCAGAAAAUUUUUCUAUGGACCCACAAUUGGAGAGGCAGGUGGAGACCAUCCGCAACCUCGUGGACUCCUACAUGUCGAUUAUCAACAAAUGCAUCCGAGACCUUAUUCCAAAAACGAUAAUGCACCUUAUGAUCAACAGCGUUAAAGAUUUCAUCAACUCGGAGCUGCUGGCACAGUUAUAUUCUUCGGAGGACCAAAAUACCCUGAUGGAAGAAUCUGCGGAGCAGGCUCAGCGCCGAGACGAGAUGCUGCGAAUGUACCAAGCCCUCAAAGAGGCCCUCGUGAUCAUCGGGGACAUCAACACGGCCACGGUGUCCACUCCUGCCCCCCCUCCAGUGGACGACUCCUGGCUGCAGCAUUCCCGCAGGUCUCCUCCUCCGAGUCCCACAAACCAAAGGAGGCCGACCCUCAGUGCACCCCUCACGAGACCCGCCUCCGGCCGAGGACCAGCUCCCGCCAUUCCUUCUCCAGGUCCACACUCUGGGGCACCUCCCGUCCCAUUCCGUCCGGGGCCGUUACCCCCUUUCCCCAACAGCAGCGACUCCUUCGGAGCGCCUCCGCAGGUUCCCUCGCGGCCCACGCGGGCCCCACCCAGUGUCCCAAGCCGGAGACCACCCCCAUCACCAACUCGUCCCACUAUAAUCCGUCCACUAGAAUCUUCCCUGUUAGACUAAAUGAAGUGUCUGGCAUGGCAAUUAAACCACUAAUUAUGCGCAAGCAACCUACCUGAUAACCGUUGCAGUAAGCCCUGAGUAGUCGCAUGUUGGACAUCAGUAGGCAGGUAACCAGCCUCUUCACCAAUGCAUUCAUUACUCAUCGCCAUGGCUCCCAGUCUCAGAUCUUUGGGGUUUGACCUCUUGAAAACUGGUGACCUUUCCAGGCUUUCCAAGUUGUAUUGACCAAGGUAGGUUUGUAUGGCAGCCCUGCACUUCUGAUUUGCCUACUCUGGCAUUCGAAAUUGCUUUGGACCAGUUUCCCAGGUUAGUUACCUGGUAGUUCAUUAAAUAAAACUGAACAGGUGUGAAAUGGUGAUCUUAAGACCUACGCAACAUGCACAUAUUUCUUUUCCCACAUUGUACUGAGGAUGGCAGGAUUCUGUGUUUGAAUGUAUAUUGCCACCUACGAAAUUAUUACCUGUGUAGCUCCUCUGACCCCUUAGUUCAGAAAACUUCUAGGAAAUGAAGUGUGUUUUUUGUUUUUUGGGUUUUUUUUUUGGUUAGAGGUAGAACUUUUCCAAAGCACAAGGUAGUCUGCAAAGGAGAAACCUACACUGCUUGCUUUAGAAAGCGCUCAGGCCAGUGCGCUUUGCUUCACGCCAGAAGCACGCCCAGCAGUGAUCCAAGCGUCAUUUUUGUCAGUCGGUCUGUAAAUUUGGCUCAUUAGUUUCAGAGUUCAGGGAAGAAGUGGGGGGUGGGGGGUGCAAACCUAUCUCCAGAACUGUCUGGAAAAGCAGAAGCUUUACUCAACUUUGACCUCACUCCUGGUGGGUUGUAGUGACAGACAAAUGAGAAAUAUUUGAUUUUUCCAGCUGAUCUGGGUUUUUUGACGUGACUAACAAUUCUUUGACACUAACUCCAGUUUAGUAGUAGUACUACUAGUAUUGUCAUCAGUUUGGUUGAAGCAAAAACAUUGUAUUCCCUGAGACUUAGUAAUUCCCUUCUAUUCUUUACUUAGAAAGAAUGAUGUAAGCGUACAUUUCGGCCAGUCUUAUGUGAGGAGUCCUUGAUCCUUCUUGAGGCUUACUGCAAGCUAAGCACAUAAACAAUGGGGCCUUCCCUGGAAGAAGUGUCAGUGAGGCUCCGAACCAGUGGCGUUCUGUCAGAGUCCCUGCGAGAUCACGCCACAAAAUGGCGUUGAAACGUUGGAAUCCUAAGUAAAUGCUCCAUUUUCCAAGACUUCUAAAAUUUACAAGAGUGGUUUAGCCAAGGGGUCAAGAGUUCAUUCUUAAAGCUAAGUUUUGAACUCCCUAGGACCGAAUGAUUAACAUGUAGGAAACAGCCAGGAGCCAGUUGGAAUUCUGUCUGCUAACUGUUCCCAGACAGCAGAGCGAGUGUUCACUGAACCCCUAGGACACUAGUUCGUAUUCUGCAGAAGUAAAUCCGGUAUUACCAACUGAAGUGUCUCCCUCUGAAAACAGCAAACAUGAUUUGUGUAGUUUAUACUCACAGCAGACACCCAUAAAGUAUGAAGUAAAAAAACAAAAAAGAAACCUCUUAGCCAUUAUUAAAAAGAAAACUUGCCAAGUUGAAUGAACUGUGUUGAAUUGGUUCUGAAGGCUUAUAGCCAGCCCACUCCUGAUUGGCAAAACUCAGUGAAUACCAGAGUUAUUAAAAUGACAUUUCAACUUUCACGUUAUGAGUGAUUGUAGAAAAAAAAUCAGCACCGUAAGUUCUCUCAAAUCUUAUUUCUCAUUGCAAAUAAAUGAAUUCUUUGUUGAUAGGACCGGUGGACGAGCCGUGUGGUGUGCUUUAAAAACAGUGUCUCGGCUAAAUGGGAAAAUAUUAAGUAAACAGCUUUGGCAAAACAGAUAAUCUACAGUUAGAUAUUUUCAUAAAAUUCCCCCUUUUCUUCUCCCUUUGAAUUCUCUAAAAUAGGCAGCUAACAGAUUAUAUACUUCAGGGUUUGGCUUUGUGCUAAAUGUGGUUUUGUAUUUUGCUGUAUUUCAAAAAUUUUCUUCUGUUAAAGGAAAAUAUUCUGGAUAACCACUGGUGUGUUCUCGGACCAGCAUAAACCAUGUCAGAGACGAUGGAGGCUUUCUGUCCACAUUUCCUUCCACUGAUCUUAGGCAGCCAUAAACAGUGGCAUUUGUCAUCUUUGGCUUUGGCUUUUGCUUUUAGAUUACAGUCCCACAGUUGUGCUGUCCCAAUUGUCUCCCUUUGUGGGUAUGUUUUUGGUCUCUUUUGCUCCUAAAUUAUGUCUGAUGGAACCCAACCACCGCUAGAAUUUCAUCAGUCACAUUGGAGAAUAUCCACAGCAUACUCCCGGGGCUUGCGUCCUGCUGAAGGGAGAUGCCAAUGAGAAUGAAGUCUGAAGCUCUGGCAUGUGCAUGGCUUGAGGUGCAGUAAGCUCAUCAGGCCUUAAGAUGGGAAACGGCAUAAUGAGCUCCACUUCUGGCCUGUUCUGUGACUUUCUCUUGGCUAAUCACUCUGAUGUUGCCAACACAACAGCUAUAACUCCAUCCUAUGUAGCGUAAAAAAAAAAAAAGAACCAAGUAUUUUUAGGACUUGGAACAAGAAACUGUAUAUGUUUAUUUGGUAGGUAAGUCUAGUUUUAUUGUCACAUGCUAAAUCUUGCAUGCAUAUUGACUAAUUGGAAUAAACAUUUACUCAACUGUGGGCAGAUUAUUGAAAAAGUAUUGAUCUAGAAGAUAUAAUGC